Molecule: messenger RNA, 2718 nt
Organism: Trichoplax adhaerens
Lineage: Eukaryota; Metazoa; Placozoa; Uniplacotomia; Trichoplacea; Trichoplacidae
Exons: 14
Coding region: 1-2718 (905 amino acids)
Biological process (GO): protein folding in endoplasmic reticulum
Cellular component (GO): membrane; cytoplasm
Source: RefSeq, a predicted model, not a curated record
AUGGACAAUAUGAAAUUCUUUUUCUUUUACCUACUUAUCCUCGUCCUCCGUCUACAUGCAGGAAGGUGCGAUAAUGAUAAUGAUAUGAAUGCUAACGCUGAGCAAAUUGGAGCUUCUAGGAUACAAAAUAAUCUGCAAGGCUACAAUUCCAAUUCGAACGAUGUAUCUUAUGAUGACGGAACGACUUCAUCAAUUGGAGCCUCAGACGAUAAUUCCGGUCAUAGCCAGUCCGAUGAGCAAAUCAUUCAUAAUGAUGACAAACAACUCGAUGAAGAUGAAAAUGGGGAAGCUUCACAUCAGAAUUUGAACCUAGACGUUAAACAAUCGCUAGACGUCGAGCUAAAUGAAGCAGUCGAUGAUAUAAAGAAAGAUACUGAUAAAUUACCGGUAGUCCCGCAAAAUAUGGUAAAGAAUGAACAAACUACUGAAAUCGAUGUUGAUAACAUGAAGGCCAAAAUAACUACGGAAAAGGAGGAAGAUACAGCUAUGCCAUCCUUUGAAGAAUGGAAAAAGAAACAGUUUGAAGAUAGCAUGAAGCGAGGGCAUCACAAUUCUAUAUCAGCUAGUAACAAUUUACCUCGUAAAAACAGACAACCGUCUCAAAAUAACUACGCUUCUUCUAGUUGUGGGGCAAAGAUUGUUGAAUCGAACUCUGAAGCUAAAAAUGCCGAAGGAAUAUUAAUAGGUGAUAAAGAUGUUUACAUGAAUAACCCAUGUUCAGCGAAUAUUUGGUUCGUAAUUGAACUAUGCGACCACCUCAAGAUAGAAUCAAUCGAAAUAGCCAAUUUAGAAUUGUUUUCAUCUAGACCAGAGAGCUUUCGUGUGUCUAUAAGUCAAAGAAAUCCUACCCGUGAAUGGAAAGUAAUAGAUACUUUUAAGGCCAAAGACGAAAGAAAGAUUCAGAGUUUUGCGAUGGAUAUAGACGACUUUGCAAGAUUUGUUAAAGUUGAGAUACUUUCAGUUUUUCGAGAUGAACAUUAUUGCCCAUUAACCUUUUUUCGUGUACUGGGAACUACCUGGGUUGACGAUUUCGAUGAUUCUGAAACCGCUGAUAAUGAUUUGGACGGGCAAGAUACAUCUAUUAAAGUGAAUUCAUCUCAACAGAUAGAUAAUUCCACAAAUGAGAAAUCUGACGUAGUACAAGAGUCUAACAAAGGGAAUAAAUCUACAAUUAUGGGAUUAGGCUUAGAUGCUGUCAUAACGAUAGUUAAAAAAGUCGGUGAAGCGUUUACUAAACGUAGUAGAAAUGAAACUACGAGUGAUCAUGCUAUCGGAAAUGAUAAUCAUAACCUUACAGGAUAUUUCCCUAACUACGACAUUUGCUACAUAAAAAAUGAAACACUGAGUUUGUAUUGGUAUCUUAUGGUAAAGUAUAAUCGUAAAUUUAUCGAAGCAAUUGUAAAUGCAACUUCGAAAUCUAGUCAGAAAAUAUCUAAUGAGAACGAAAAGAACAAAUUAGGGGAUUCCGGAAAAAAAAUUACGGCAAACAGAUACGUCAGUAAUGAUAAAAGUAUUGAAGAUGUUUCUAUCCGAACAUUCAAUUUUAUGCCAUUCACAGAAUAUUGUCAAUUUUUGGACUUGCCUUUUCGCGCUAUUUUCGGCAGUUAUGUUGAAGAAAUUGCUUCAAUAUUUUACUUGCAUCACUGUCUAAGUUGUUGUGUAAUCAUAAAUGAUCCAUUGUAUAAUACAUCUACGAUCAAAAAAUUCGAUAAGUUAUCUAAUUUAAUUCCAAACAAGCCUAUAAAUGAAGUCUCUUCAAUCGAUCUUUCUCCUCUUGCGCAAUUGACGUAUUCUAUGAAUUCAAUUAAUCAACCUUCUGAACUCGAGCUCAAGUCUGAUACUGUUUCUACGCUAGAAUUUGAUAAAUCGAUUGAACUUAUCAUGCAAACAAAUCUACCCAUGCAAGAAUCACAGCCAGUUAUUAAUAUUCAAUCAAGUAGAACAACGGUACAAGAACAAAGUGGCUCCGAUUACUUGCUGUCUCCAGGAAGUAAGGCAUCUGUUGUUAAUAAAAUGAUAUCUACGAGCGAUGGCUUCGAAAAUAUAGAUCACGAGUUCUCAACAGUAUCUUCGAUACUGCAACCAAGUGUUACUGUAGAUAGCUCAGAAUAUAAAUCUAAAGUUGCUAAUGUCGAUUCUAAUAAGAGACGUGAUGCAAGUGAAUCGACAUCUAACUCUAAAAAUGAAACUACGCCAUCAUCAAAUUUAACUUCGGUUGGUGGUUCUAUCCAGUCCACGCUUGAAAAAUUAUUAAAUGUUGACUUUGAUUAUGAUUUAGAUAUCGAUUUUAGUCCUUCAGAAUCAGCAACAGUUCAUAAGACUGGCGCUAAUCGAGAAUCAGUAUUAACACGUCUUAAUAACAGAAUUAAGACUCUGGAAAAAAACUACAAAUUGACAACUUUGUAUUUGGAAGAUUUUAGUAAAAAAUUUGUCAAAAGAUUGGAUGACGUCCAGAAAGCAUCUGAUAAAAGAAUGAAUCUUCUAACUUCUCUGAUUGAGCAAAAUACUAAGUCAGUUCAAUCAUUAAUGAAUAGAUUAAAUCAUUUAGAAAUUAAUUUAGAAGAUAUUACAAAUGAAAUAAGGUCAAUUUCUGAAAAAAGCCAUCAUAAAGGAUUUGGUGAAACCUCCGUUUGCUUAUUGAUCGAAAUCAUGUGUGUGUUGAUUGUAUUAUGUUUCGUUUUCUCAAGCAAACAGAAGAGAAACAAUACUAGACACUAA